Cyphomyrmex costatus is the source of this 723-nucleotide messenger RNA. RefSeq lists its product as uncharacterized. The record is from RefSeq and is a predicted model, not a curated record. Bases 11 to 676 code for a protein of 221 amino acids. The transcript is spliced from 4 exons. NCBI's taxonomy places the organism in Eukaryota, Metazoa, Arthropoda, Insecta, Hymenoptera, Formicidae.
AACGUCAGUGAUGAAUGCUGCUCUUCAUGAGCAAUCAUCCCAAGUAAUAGCAGACAAUUCAUUAUCAGCUGUAGAACCAGAACAGCAAGAGUGUAGUACAGAAGAAAGUGUCACCAAUCUUGAUUCUGAUGAUACAGGAUCUCUCUAUAGGUGGACAACAUCUUGUGUAUUACUCUUGCUUCAAACCUACAAGGAAAACGAGGAAAAAUUCACCAAUGGGAAACAAUCCCAAAAGAAAACAUGGGAGGAGAUUUCCAAAAUAUUAAAAUGUAAAGGACAUAAUAUAACUGGGCUAAUGUGUGCUGCCAAAUUGAGAAGUUUGAAGAAAACUUACAAAUCAAUCAAGGACCACAAUAAUAAGUCAGGCAAUGAUAGGAAGUCUUGGCAAUUUUUUGAGAUCAUGGAUGAAAUUUUUUCCAAAAAAGCAUGGUGUGUCCCUGUGGCCAUUGCAUCUUCAUCAGGCCUAUCUAAAACGCAUGAAAAAGAGAAUAAUAUUAAAUCUGAUAGUGAAUGUACAGUUGAGCCAUCAAGAUCCAAACAGAAUAUGUCCACACUGCUUGCUAAAAGAUUAAGACAAAAAGAAGAACAUGAAGAAGCAAAAAAAAAACGACACAAAGACAGGAUGGAAAUGGAUGAAAAAUUUCUGUCAGUUCUCGAAAAGUUAGCCAAUAAAUAAUUUAGCAUUUAUUAUUCAUUGCAUCACUGUGAUAAAUGUGCCAAUGA